This is a messenger RNA of Condylostylus longicornis, 900 nucleotides long. RefSeq lists its product as uncharacterized. Gene Ontology annotation, molecular function: serine-type endopeptidase inhibitor activity; protein binding. Bases 91 to 564 code for a protein of 157 amino acids. NCBI's taxonomy places the organism in Eukaryota, Metazoa, Arthropoda, Insecta, Diptera, Dolichopodidae. The transcript has 4 exons. The record is from RefSeq and is a predicted model, not a curated record.
UUAAAAUUGAUACCAUCUUUGUUAUUAAAACUCAGUUUACUAGUUAACAAAAUAUAUUAAUUCGUGAAUAUAUUAAUUUUAAAGUUUAAUAUGACGAAUUUAUUCAAAUUGGUAAUUCUUGUUGUUACAGUUAUGCUAAUGAUAAAUAUUGCAAAAAUAAGAUCUCAAUUCGGUCGAAGACGACCUAUUAAUUCCAAAGUUUUUCCUCAGCAAAAUUUUCAAUUUGCUAGUGGCCCACAACUUUCACAUCAUGAUAGUGAAAUUUUUUCGAAUCAAUUGAACGGAUUUCUAACAAUUCCGCAGCAGCCAAACAUCUCUCGAGAAUCUCAAACACAAAUGCAGCAACAACUUAUUCAAUUAAUAACCCCGCGACCAGUUUUAACACAACAGGUACGUGAUUGCCUCAACGCAUGUCCUACUACUAAUGAAUAUAAUCCGGUUUGUGGUAGUGAUCAAAUAUCAUAUGGUAAUGUACAAAAAUUGGAAUGCGCCUCCAGAUGUGGACAAAAUGUUCAGGUUACUAGACAAGGAAGAUGUGCACUACGAGAUCAAAUACAAAAUUAAAUAGUAUAUGUAUAUGGAAUUUAGUUUUUUAAUUAGUUAUACAAUAAAUUUGUAUAAUUUGUUAUUAUUUGGUUCUGCGAGUCAGGCGUUUGAAAGCAGUUCUUUUCUUUUAAAUUCACAAAAUUUAAUAUUAAUAUAUAGAUAUACAAAAAUGAAAGUUAUCUAGUCCUUGCGUAAAUGCGAAAUUAGCGCAGAAAUAAGUUGUCCAAUUAAUUAAAUAUAAAUUAGAUUUUUCAUUUGAAGUCCUUCUUCUUUCUCUCCUUUCAGAUCUUGAACUAUAUAUUAAACCACACCCAAUUGAAAAUAAAACGUUUGAAUAAUCCAUAUUUUCUGUAA